Messenger RNA from Theileria orientalis strain Shintoku, 1737 nucleotides. RefSeq names its product ATP-dependent RNA helicase. The coding region runs from base 1 to 1737 and encodes 578 amino acids. The record is from RefSeq and is a predicted model, not a curated record. Gene Ontology annotation, cellular component: nucleolus. The transcript has 10 exons. Gene Ontology annotation, molecular function: ATP binding; nucleic acid binding. NCBI's taxonomy places the organism in Eukaryota, Apicomplexa, Aconoidasida, Piroplasmida, Theileriidae.
AUGGAUGUUUCUGAUGAAAAUCCUGAUGUAAGUUCCUCGGAGCCGAAUAAUUCUGCGAAAAAGAAACUUAAAUGGAAAGAGUUGGAAAUACCCUCAGAUUUGGUUUCUGAAGGCUUAGUUUGUUUGGAAAUUUUAGAUAAUGGAAGCCAUGAAGAGAAUGUAGCUCCGAAACCAAAAAAACGGAAAAAGGUAGAUAAAUCUGAUUCAAAAAAAAGUGACCCUGCGGAGGUGGUUGAUAAUAGUUUUGAUGAAAAUGAAGUUAUUAAAAAUACAAGGGAUUGGAGUAAUAUCGCUAAGGAUUUCACAAUUCCGAUUUUUUAUAAAUAUUUGUCUCAGGGCUCGGGAAAAACGCUGUGUUUUGUUCUUCCGAUUGUAAUUUCACUGUACAACCAAAGAACGGAAAAUAAAAUAGAAUGUUUGGCACUUUUACCGACGAGGGAACUGGCAAUUCAAGUUAAGAAAAUAUUCUUCUUGACUAUAGAAGGGCUGAACCUGAGAGUUCUGGCACUAAUCGGCGGGAUUGCGAUACAGAAGCAGGAGCGCCUGCUCAAGAAGGACCCUAGCAUAGUGGUGGCAACACCAGGAAGGCUGGAGGACUUUCUGAGGGAGGGCAAGCUGAAGGGAAUGUUUGAACUCAAGUUCCUGGUGCUGGACGAAGUGGAUAAGUUUUUUGAGGACAACUCAUUCAAGGAGGUGGAGUCCAUCGUAAAAUACGUAAAGAGGCAGAAAAUACAGCACUUUUUGAGCUCAGCAACGAUACUGAACAUGAAGGACAACCUGAACAGUUUGUUUAAGCUGCUGUCAAUAAGUAACCCUAGAGUGUGCAUAUGCUCCAGAGAUAAGCAGCUGGUGGUACCAUACGCGGAACUUGCAGACGGUAAAAUUUUACACAAAAAAACAUUCACGGACACACACACGUCACUGCCGGAAAACCUGGUGUUCAAAGUAAUAGAAUCGGAGGAAAAAUACAAGGAAGUGAGGCUUAUUUCAUACUUGGUGGAGCACUUGUGUAACGCGGAAAAUAAAAAGUGCCUCAUAUUCGUUAACACUGUAACAUACGUGUAUAGACUGGAGUCGCUGCUGAGUUUAAUUCUCUGGAAGGACGUGCACGAGUCGGGCAUUAAGAAGAAGUACUGCGCAACGUUCAAGGCCGACACGAAGUUGGACUACGUGUCGGGGAUACACUCGAGGCUGAAGCAGAAGCAGAGGCUUAAGAGGCUGGAAAGCUUUUCAAAAAAUAAUAAGUCGAUUUUAAUCUCGACGGAUGUGGCGUCCAGGGGUUUGGACAUACCGAACAUCGACAUUGUCAUCCACUUUCAGCCGCCCAAAAACAAGUCGCUCUUUUUGCACAGAUCAGGAAGAACGGCACGCCUGAAUGAAGGAGGAGUUUCAGUCUGUGUUUGCUGUCCCAGCGACAAGGAGACCUGGAUAGGCCUGUUCAAGGAAAUCAAUAAAAACUUUGAGCAGAUGGAGUUCAUAGAGGAGAUUCCGAGCGAUGAGUUCAUGAAGUACCAGAGCCUCCUGAGGCUGGCAGAAACCAUAGAGCAGAACGAGUUCAGGAUGUCGAAGGAGAAGAAAGUGUCGAACUGGUUCAAAAACGCAGCCAAAAAGGCGGACAUAAUGUUGAGUGACGAGGAAGAGGACGAGGAUAACAUGAGGUCGAGGAGUUACAAGUUCAUGAAGUCGGAGAAGAAGAAGCUGCUCAAGAUUCGCUCUGAGAUCGGAAUCGACAAUUAG